Molecule: messenger RNA, 3041 nt
Organism: Ziziphus jujuba (common jujube)
Lineage: Eukaryota; Viridiplantae; Streptophyta; Magnoliopsida; Rosales; Rhamnaceae
Product: CSC1-like protein At3g21620
Exons: 12
Coding region: 440-2749 (769 amino acids)
Cellular component (GO): plasma membrane
Molecular function (GO): calcium-activated cation channel activity
Source: RefSeq, a predicted model, not a curated record
CCUAGGGAUCUUAGAUGUCUCUCAGACAAUUUUUUUUUAAUAAUUAAAUCAUAAAAAAAAAAAUUAAAAAGACACCGAAGCGUAAGUGACUGUUAGUAACAUCCUUCAUAAUGUCAAAAUCCCAUUCGUUUUUUGAGGAUUUUAAAAUAUAAGAUGUCGGUUACUUUUUGUUUUCAUUAGACAGUGACAAACACACAGUGGAUUUUCUUUCUUUCUGGAGCUUCAUUCUUCUUUCUCUCUGUUUUUUUUUUUUUUUUUCAACUCUUCUGGCCUCCUCAGUUUUGCUUUUCUCUUCGGAUUUUCUAUGAAUCUUAACGCUGUCGUUUUGGCUUCGUUUUCUCUGCGAAGUGUUUCUGUUCGGCGUUAGCAAGGGGUAGCGGAGGGAAAAGCAGAGAGAAAAAAAAAAAAAAAUUGGUGUUUAAUUCUUUGACGUGGAGAUAUGGCUACACUUAGUGAUAUAGCAGUUGGAGCCGCUAUAAAUAUCCUCACUGCACUUGCUUUCUUUCUGGCUUUUGCCAUGCUUCGGAUUCAACCUGUCAAUGACAGGGUCUACUUUCCAAAAUGGUAUAUUAAAGGGUUGAGGAAUACUCCAUUGCAGGCUGGUGCAUUCAUCAGCAAGUUUGUCAAUGUGGACUUCAGGUCUUAUAUUAGGUUUCUGAAUUGGAUGCCUGCUGCAUUGCAAAUGCCAGAACUUGAGCUUAUAGAUCAUGCAGGAUUGGACUCUGCAGUUUACUUGAGAAUUUACUUGAUAGGGCUAAAAAUUUUUGUUCCUAUUGCAUUCUUGGCUUUUGCAGUCAUGGUGCCAGUCAAUUGGACCAAUGGAACCCUAGAGCAUUUAAAUUUAAGUUCAAAGUUAACUUAUAGUGAUGUAGAUAAGCUUUCUAUUUCAAAUAUUCCGAUUGGAUCACGUAGGUUUUGGACCCAUAUAGUAAUGGCUUAUGCGUUUACAUUCUGGACUUGCUAUGUAUUGAAAAGGGAGUAUGAGAUAGUUGCAACAAUGAGGUUACAUUUUCUUGCAUCUGAACGUCGGCGCCCAGAUCAGUUCACAGUUCUUGUUCAAAAUGUGCCACCAGAUCCUGAUGAAUCAGUUAGUGAGCUUGUGGAACACUUUUUUCUAGUCAACCAUCCUGAACACUACCUUACCAAUCAGGUCGUUUACAAUGCAAACAAACUUUCUAAUCUAGUCCAUGAGAAGAAGAAAAAACAGAACUGGCUUGAUUUCUAUCAACUUAGGUACUCUAGAAAACCAUCUGCAAGGCCAUUUGUGAAGACUGGUUUUCUUGGUCUUUGGGGAAGAAGGGUGGAUGCAAUUGAUUUUUAUACAUCAGAAAUUGAGAGACUAUCAGAAGAAAUAUCCAUUGAGAGAGAGAAAAUUGCAAGCAAUCCUAAAUCCAUCAUGCCAGUAGCAUUUGUAUCUUUCAAGACUCGAUGGGGUGCUGCUGUUUGUGCACAGACUCAACAGUCCAGAAAUCCAACUAUAUGGUUGACAGAGUGGGCUCCAGAGCCCCGUGAUGUAUAUUGGGAUAACCUAGCAAUCCCAUAUGUUUCACUCACUAUUAGGAGACUUAUCAUUGCUGUUGCUUUCUUCUUCCUUACCUUUUUUUUCAUGAUCCCCAUUGCAUUCGUACAGUCCCUUGCAAAUAUCGAGGGUAUUGAGAAAGCAGUCCCUUUCUUAGAGCCUGUAAUUGAGUUGAAAUUUAUCAAGUCAAUAAUCCAAGGUUUUCUUCCAGGAAUUGCUUUGAAGAUUUUUCUGAUUUUUCUCCCUUCGAUACUGAUGUUAAUGUCCAAGUUUGAAGGAUUUAAUAGCAUUUCAGCUUUAGAGCGAAGAUCCGCAAGUAGAUACUACAUUUUCCAAUUUAUUAAUGUAUUUCUUGGGAGCAUAAUUACUGGAACUGCUUUUCAACAGCUAGAUAAUUUCAUCCACCAAUCUGCAAAUGACAUUCCAAAAACAAUUGGUGUGUCGAUUCCAAUGAAGGCAACCUUCUUUAUAACUUAUAUUAUGGUUGACGGGUGGGCUGGAAUUGCUGGGGAGAUUCUAAGGUUGAAACCAUUGAUAAUUUAUCACUUAAAAAACUUCUUCUUAGUGAAGACGGAAAAGGAUAGGGAAGAGGCGAUGGAUCCAGGUACCCUUGGUUUCAACACUGGCGAACCUCAGAUACAACUUUAUUUCUUGCUUGGGCUUGUUUACUCAGUGGUGACCCCAAUCCUACUUCCUUUCAUAAUAGUAUUUUUUGCCCUGGCAUAUGUUGUAUAUCGACAUCAGAUUAUAAAUGUGUACAAUCAAGAGUAUGAGAGUGCUGCAGCAUUCUGGCCUGACAUCCAUGGUCGCAUAGUAACUGCGCUGGUUGUCUCACAACUACUUCUAAUGGGAUUGUUGAGUACAAAAAAUGCAGCUCAGUCAACUCCAUUGCUCAUCACACUACCGGUUCUAACUAUAUUCUUUCAUAGGUUCUGCAAAGGCCGCUAUGAACCUGCUUUCCUUAGAUAUCCAUUGCAGGAAGCAAUGAUGAAAGAUACAUUGGAACGAGCAAGAGAGCCAAAUCUAAACUUGAAAGGCUUCCUACAAAAUGCAUAUAUUCAUCCAGUUUUCAAAGGCGAAGACGAAGAUGAUAAUGAUGUGGCAAUGGAAGAACCGAUGCAGGAGCAGGUGCUUGUACAAACAAAACGUCAAUCGCGAAGAAACACGCCAUUGCCUAGCAAACACAGUGGUUCAACAUCUCCAUCCAAGUCCAGAGUUGUUCGAGACUAAAAAGUCUAGCUUCUUCUACUACACACAAGUUUUAUAUAUUGUGUUAGGUGGGCUUGGAGGUUGAAAAGUGAUUAACUGUGUGAGUUCAAAUAUGACCUUGUAAAUUCAAAGAUAGUGUUAGGGAGGAUAGCACUUAUUAUUAUUAUUAUUAUAAUAUAGAGGAACGUUACAAAGGGAAAUAUGGGUAAGAAAAGUAUAGGAAUUUGAUUCUCUGCUAUUGGUGGCUUGGCUUUCCUGACAUGUUACAGGCUUUAUGUUAGAGCUUGAAUUACACCAGCAUGUUUGAAUAUUA